Tetranychus urticae (two-spotted spider mite) is the source of this 1806-nucleotide messenger RNA. RefSeq names its product differentially expressed in FDCP 8 homolog. The record is from RefSeq and is a predicted model, not a curated record. NCBI's taxonomy places the organism in Eukaryota, Metazoa, Arthropoda, Arachnida, Trombidiformes, Tetranychidae.
GUUUCGAUAGUUUCUCACAAAAGUCUUCACUUAGGAUAUUUUGUAUACAAAAUACUCAAAAUAAUUUUGACAUUAAAGUGUACAUUUGUAAAAUAUGUUUAUCUCGUCUAUUUAAGUUUUACAAUUUUACUACUUUUCUUGUAAUCGAUGAUGAUGAUUUCAACAAAAUUGAUGAUUUUCUACAAUUUGUCUUUUUGGUUUAUCUUAUUUACAAUAGGAGUCUCUAAUAAUAUUUUUUCACAUGACUGUUACUUCUAAAUAUACACCUCUUCAACUCUAAAACUGAGGUCUCAGUAAUUACAUUAAGUUUGGCCUAGAUCGCUUUUGUUAUUAAUAUGUUUCUACCUGAAGAUAAUAAACAACCUCCAUGUGAAGAGGAUGACGAACACGUAAUCAUUGAUGAUUACUUCCUCGAUGAUGAUGAACCAGGAUUCAAUGUUGAAGAUGAGAUACCUGCACGACGUCAUGAUAAAGAGCUUGCAAUCCAGCGUUAUAUAAAACUUAUUCGCAUGCCAGAGACUGAUCAGAUAAUUAGAGAGCAAUUGGUUGCUAAAGUUUGUGCACUUAGGAUACAGUUGAAUGAUAUGAAUGAAGAAGCUGAAAAGACCAGUCACCUUGGUCAUACUCUUAUCAGAUUCAUUGAGACAGAUUCGCCUAAAUCAGUUGUUUGUGAUAGCUGUGAGAAAAAAUCUCGUGGAUUACCGUUAACAUCUCUCUUUCGUUCAUCAAAUUCAGGCAAAGACAUGUUAGUAUGUUACUCUUGUAACCUCCACAUUCAUCAAGAUUGCUUAGAAAAGCCUGGUCUCCGUCCGUGUCCUAGAUUAGACUUUGAUAAAGAAGAGAGAUUUUCUGGAUGCAAUAAAAGUUACGAAGCAGUUAUUUUAAAAAUAUGCCCAGAGAUCGGUAUGGUUAAACAGCAAUUCAAGUGUAACGAUUGUGAUGGACCAAUCUCCUUCAAUUCCUGUAAUCUCUGUGAUUAUGAUGGUAAAUAUUACUGUCAAAAAUGUCAUUCUGGGGAUACUGCUGUGAUACCAGCUCGCAUAAUUCAUAAUUGGGAUUUUCUUCCUCGUCCUGUUUCAAAAAAGUCACUUCUUACUAUAAAUUAUAUUCGAUCAAAACCAAUUUUGUUCGAUAUUCUACAGCUUAACUCAAUGCUUUAUGGGUUUGUAGAGGAGUUGCCAAUCAUUAAGCGAAUGCGUAAAGAACUCAUAUCUAUGGCGCAAUAUGCACGAUUAUGUCGACAGCCUUUCAAACCAAAGCUGACUAUUAGUCAACAUCUAAUAGAAGAAUCUUUAAUAAAUUGUUACACUAUCGACGAGCUUUGUAACACAGUUAAAUUGCAGAAAGAUCUUAUUGACGUACAUUCCUCUUUGCUUUGUCAUAUAACUAAAGAUUGUGAGAGCUGCAGAGGUAAAGGUUUUUACUGUGAACUUUGUCAUGACAAGGACGACCUUUUAUUUCCUUUUGCAUCAAAUAUUGCCUCAUGUCCUCAAUGCAGUGUAGUUUACCACAAGAAUUGUUAUCACCGAAAGAAUCGUCGAUGUACACGAUGCAAACGAUUAGAGGAAAAAAAUUCAAAACUUACACAAGAAUCUCUCUGACUCAAAAAACUCAUCAAUAAUCGCGUGAUUGGUUACAAGUACAGAAGAUAAUCAUCUUCAAAGUGAAAGGGGAAAAUCAUCAAUUCACAGACAGGGCAACCUUAAUUUGUUAUGAAAAUUAUUUCAAAUUCAUCUUCCAAAAUAACAGAUAUUUUUGCUUGUAAAACAAUUUAUAAUGCUCAUGAUUUUUCAAACGACAAAACAA